AAAUCAAAGAGUUAAAGCUCCAGCUGCUCUUCUGGUGGCGUCAUUACGGUAAGCCUGGCAGCACUUGUCCUGCGGUCACAUCUUGUUGCCACAACCAGAGGUACGAAGAGACAUCGGAUUUAUGCUCCAUUCAUCCGCUUUUCCUCCGCUUUAUUUGCCUAAAACCUCCACCCCAGACGCGGAUGAGCUAUUGCUGCGAUUCGUCUCCGUUUGACGGUGUUCAUUUUGUGAAUUAUUUAGCUGCUUUUCGCUCUCCUUGCGGACGGUCACAGCUAAGACCUUAAAGCUUUGAGUCUUAAUUCAGAGGCGCUUAUAUAAGAAGGUAAACAUUUUAUUGUUUUUAUUCUGCAUUGGAGAGACUUUCGCCGUCCGUGUUCAUGCCAGAUCUGCAGCGAUUUAGUUUUCCAUACCAUAGCAUGAAUCCAUUGUUGGGGGCCACCACACAUCUCCAACAACAACCGCAGCCGAGCCAAGCAGCAGGACAACCUCUCGAAUCCCCAUCGGGCCUCCUCCCGGACGCCGUUUUCGGUGCUUCGGAUCCGGCGUCUUUUCUCCUGGGCGAUCUCCCCGGACCAGGAGGGCCUGAUCAUCCGGGUCCCGAGUUCCCCUCACAGAGCUCCCCUUACCUCCACCACUACCCCCCUCACCACCACCUCCACCACCACCAGACUGUGCACCAUCCUCCAGCAGCAAUGGCUCUCAGAAACGACCUGGGCUCCAACAUCAGCGUCCUCAAGACCUUGAACCUGAGAUUUAGAUGCUUCCUGGCUAAAGUGCACGAGCUGGAACGCCGGAAUAAGGUUCUGGAGAAGCAGCUUCAGCAGGCCUUGGAUGUCAACAAGGGAUGCGGCGAGGCCAGGCCACACACCCAAGAGGCUGGAGUGCAAACGGGUUUUGUCGGAGCCAUCCCGCUCAGACCUGGAUCGCUACCUUUCCACAACACCAACAACUCAGCCAGGAGGCCAACCACUUUAUUCCCACCCUCCCUCCAAGCACCGCCGCCUGACAAUUCCACCCAAACCCACACCACUUGUAACCCAGCUAUCACCAUCAGCCAGGCGUCACCUUCCGUGGACUCCCCAGGAUCCAGAACAACAGGACCAGUCCGCAACAUCACAUCUGCUCCACGCUUCCUCCCGGGAACCAUCUGGUCCUACAACCCUACUCGCAGAUAUGGAACGGAGCGUCUCACCAGUCCGGGGGUGUCCUGGGUGCACCCGGAUGGAGUCGGGGUCCAGAUUGACACCAUUACUCCUGAAAUCCGAGCGCUCUACAACGUCCUGGCUAAAGUCAAGCGGGAGCGGGAUGAGUAUAAACGCAGAUGGGAAGAAGAAUACACAAUGAGAAUGGACCUGCAGCGGAAGAUUGCAGACUUGCAGGAGGACCUGCAGGAGAGCGAAGGCUGCCAAGACGAGCUGGCCCUCAGAGUUCAGCAGCUGAAGGCCGAGCUGGUUCUCUUCAAGGGCCUCAUGAGCAACGACCUGUCGGAUCUGGACACCAAGAUCCAGGAGAAGGCCAUGAAAGUGGACAUGGACAUCUGCCGAAGGAUCGAUAUCACAGCUCGCCUUUGUGACGUGGCACAGCAGAGGAACUGUGAAGAUGUCAUCCAGAUGUACCAGGUUCCAAACAACCAGUCGUCUUUAAGUCUGCGUCGCAAACAAACGCCUCAGUCCGUAAAUGGCAGCGAGGGAGACGAAACGGUCAGCACCUCGGAGAGCGACACAGGCAUAGCUAAGGAAGAGGAACACCAGCAGCAGCAUGGUGGAUCAUCGGCCAAUCAGAUCAACGAAGAGAUGCAGAGGAUGCUCAACCAGCUGCGCGAGUGUGAGUUUGAGGACGACUGCGACAGUCUGGCCUGGGAGGAGACGGAGGAGACGCUGCUUUUGUGGGAGGAUUUCCCAGGAUGCACCUUGCCUCCAGACCCCGCCCACUUACCUGGAGAGGAGGAUUGUCUGGAAAAAGUGAUAAAUGACACAGAGUGUUUGUUCAAGUCCCGAGAGAAGGAAUACCAGGAGACGAUUGACCAGAUUGAGCUGGAGUUGGCCACAGCCAAGAGCGACAUGAACCGCCACUUACACGAGUACAUGGAGAUGUGCUCCAUGAAGAGAGGCCUGGACGUCCAGAUGGAGACCUGCAGGAGACUCAUCACGCAAAGCGGAGACAGUAACGCGCCGGCCGCUCAGACGUCCUCUGAUGAUAGCGAUCAGAGAGAAAGCGACAGGAGCUCGGCCUCGCCUCCUUCCUCCUCCAACGCCGGGAGGUCCUGACAUCUUGCUGCCGAGGUCAUGUGAUCUCCUCAACAGUGCUGCACUAUCACGUCACACAUAAUCAGUCACAUCGUAUGUAGUCCGUAUGUGUGUUCUCAUCUUCGUCAAAGCACUUGGACAUUUUAGUAGGAUUUAGUACAAAAAGUCAAGCAUCAAAAAUAUGUUAUUGUUGUUUUUGGAAGGAAUUAUGGACAAAAUGUAGGCUUUGGGGGUGGUGCUAGUUUAUCUGAAAAUAAAAUGUUUUUUAGUGGAAAAUAAUAUGUUAUGCAGUGUAAAUGUAGGCCAUUUUUUGGAACAAAAUAUUGCCGUUUUUCUUUUCCAAAUAAGCAAAAAAGAACAAAUAAAUGCAGCCAGGUGAAAAUAUAGCUUUUUUUGUGGCCAAAGUUAUCAUUUUUAACUAAAAUGUUUGUAGCGUUUCACAUCAAAAUCAAUAUACAGUAUAAUUUUGGGUGGCAAAAUGUAAUUUUUGCAGAGCGUUUAUUGGUAUACAACAAAUUAUACGUAUAUGCUUUUAUGCACUUUGGGGGAUAAUAUGACCUUUAACUACAGGGAAAAUGUUUUUGUGGUGCAAAGAAAGCAAGGUGAGGCUGCACGGUGGAUGAGUGGUUAGGGCACAGGCCUCACAGCUAGGACACCCGAGUUCAAUUCCACCCUGGAGUUUACAUGGGUUUUCUCCGGGUACUCCGGUUUCCUCCCACAUUCCAAAAACAUGCUAGGUUAAUUGUUGACUCCAAAUUGUCCAUAGGUAUGAAUGUGAGUGUGAAUGGUUGUUUGUCUAUAUGUGCCCUGUGAUUGGAUGGCGACCAGUCCAGGGUGUACCCCGCCUCUCACCCGAAGACAGCUGGGAUAGGCUCCAGCAACCCCCGCGACCCUCGUGAGGAAAAAGCGGUAGAAAAUGAAUGAAUGAAUGAAAGAAAGCAAGGCAAGGCUGCACGGUGGUUGAGUGGUUAGCGCGCAGGCCUCACAACUAGGACACCUGACUUCAAUUCCACCCUCGGCUAUCUCUGUGUGGAGUUUGCGUGGGUUUUCUCCAAGUACUCCGGUUUCCUCCCACAUUCCAAAAACAUGCUAGGUUAAUUAGCGACUCCAAAUUGUCCAUAGGUAUGAAUGUGAGUGUGAAUGGUUGUUUGUCUAUAUGUGCCCUGUGAUUGGCUGGCGACCAGUCCAGGGUGUACCCCGCCGAAGACAGCUGGGAUAGGCUCCAGCACCUAGAGUGUGUUUCGGGUCAAAUAUUUGUGCAGAAAAAAUAUUUUUUCUGUUUUAAAUAUUUUUUUUUAGGUUAAAAUAUAAUAUUUUAGUGGGAAUUUAGAGUAUUUUGUGUUUUUUUUAGGAAGCAAAAUGGGGUUCUUGUAUUCAAUUGGGCUAAAAUAUGUCUUUUUGUGGUGCCAGUUUCUAGCUUUUGGGGUUUUUUUGUUGUUUACAUUCACCAUGGAGCCAUGAAAACAUUUUUACAUUUUGAGUCCAAUUCUGAACUUCAUAUAGUGCUUAACUUUUUGUCCAAUUUCCUACUGAAUUGUCCUGCAUUACAAAGUAGCUGAAAAUAUUACAUAAUGCUUCUUGUGAUGUCAUCCUCAUGCAGCGAUGCUUUAGGCAGAAUGUAGCGUAAAACCAAGGCAAACAUCCCUACGUUCAUCACACUAUGUAAAGUUGUUGGUAGCAAUCAGGCUUCUACUGGCGCUUGUGUCUACGGACGUACAUUUGUAAUAUGAUGUCACCAAUCAGCGUUUUACUGCCUCACAACUGCGGAGUGCAUUUUCUUUGGACAUUAUUAUUAUUAUUAGAGACGCAAUUGUACACAAAAUAUGCUUUAAAGAAUGUUGACGAAGAUAUAGUCGCUGGUGUUUGUUCAAUGUUUAGAAUUUGGAUGAGUGGAUAGAAAUUGGAUUAGUGUGCGUACUUUUUACAUAUGAGAGGCAAAUUUGUUCAAAGAAGUGAACCCGCCCGAGUGCCAAAACGUAAGAAAGGAAAUACAAAAAGAUGCUGCUGAAGCUUAUUUUCACCGACGUGCUUACACAACUGAACUUAUUUCCAAGCCUGUUAAAGGUUUGCACAUUGAAAGUAAAAAAAAAAACAAAACAAAAAAUGAAACAAUCAACAUGUAAUUGAGACACACUGUAAAUAGCAAACGACAGUAUUCAGUAUUUCUUGUGUUUAUCAGUCAAUUGGACAAAUUUUAUCAGUGAGCUUGUUAUCCAUUAAAAAAAAGAAGACAUUUGAGGUUUCUUUAACAUGAAUGCAUGGCAUAAAAUUGACAAUAUAUGAAAAAACGUUGGAGAAAUUUUUUUUUUUUUUUUGAGGGAUUGUCUUUGUAUGCAUGUGCCAGUGUGCCGGUGUAUGGGCUUUAUCGCUGAAUCGCAAAUGAUCUAGUAACAAAGAAAGACACUCAAGCAAAUGUACGCAACAAGAAAAAAAAAACUACAACGAAAGUAUCCCAGACUUCAUAUUCAUAUUUAAAGAUAUAAUAAUUAUUUACAGUUGAAAUAAACAA
Molecule: messenger RNA, 4755 nt
Organism: Doryrhamphus excisus (bluestripe pipefish)
Lineage: Eukaryota; Metazoa; Chordata; Actinopteri; Syngnathiformes; Syngnathidae
Product: non-homologous end joining factor IFFO1
Source: RefSeq, a predicted model, not a curated record